This is a messenger RNA of Zootermopsis nevadensis, 1552 nucleotides long. RefSeq names its product phosphomannomutase (gene Pmm2). Gene Ontology annotation, biological process: GDP-mannose biosynthetic process; mannose metabolic process; protein N-linked glycosylation. The record is from RefSeq and is a predicted model, not a curated record. NCBI's taxonomy places the organism in Eukaryota, Metazoa, Arthropoda, Insecta, Blattodea, Termopsidae. Gene Ontology annotation, cellular component: cytosol. Gene Ontology annotation, molecular function: phosphomannomutase activity.
AAUAAUAAUUUUAGAAUACAAAAUACGAAUUCUUCCUCGCUGCUGUUAAUGUUUCGUUGCAAUGCUGCCAACAAACUUCGAAGUCUUAACCUAUUUUGUCAUGUUCGUAAUCAGUUUCAUCAUUCCGCGACUAUGUGCAGUGGGAGUGACGUGAAGCUGUGGAGAAGCCCAGUGUCUGUAAACUACUGUACUGCAGCUGUCAAGAAUAUUUUCGAAUCAAGAAACAUGUUACAAAGGGAGAACAUAAUGUGCUUAUUUGAUGUUGAUGGCACACUGACUGCACCCAUGAAGGUCAUUGAGCCAGACAUUGAGUCAUUUCUGUUUAAUGAAUUGAAACCAAAGUAUACUCUUGGUUUGAUAGGAGGAUCAGACUUUAAGAAAAUAGCAUAUCAGAUGGGUGGUUCAGAAGAAGUUCUAAAAAAAUAUGACUACGUAUUUGCAGAGAAUGGGUUGAUAGCUUACAAAGAUGGCAAAUCCAUUGGAUGUCAGAGCAUCCAGGAGCAUAUGGGAGAAGAGACACUUCAAACAUUCAUUAACUUUGCUCUUGGCUAUAUGUCACAACUAAAACUGCCAGUUAAACGUGGUACAUUUAUUGAAUUCCGUACAGGACUUAUUAAUGUUUGCCCAGUUGGACGAAGCUGUAGUCAAGUGGAGCGUGAACAGUUCUUUGAAUAUGACAAGGAGCAUAAAAUAAGAGAAAAUUUUGUCAAAGCUUUAGAAGAAAAGUUCUCAGAUUUGGGACUUGUAUAUUCUAUAGGUGGUCAGAUAAGUUUUGAUGUCUUUCCAAAGGGUUGGGAUAAGACAUACUGUUUACAAUACUUGGAGAAAGAAAUGUUUGAAGAAAUUCACUUCUUUGGUGACAAGACAGACCCUGGUGGCAAUGAUUAUCAAAUAUUCACAGAUCCUCGUACAAUUGGUCAUAAGGUAACUUCACCAGCAGAUACCGUAAACCAAUUGAAGCAGUUAUUAAAAUAGAAGCUACUGCAACUUCUUUAUACUAAGGGUACCAUAUGACUGGAAAGAGAAGGUUGGUACGGAAUAAAAACUGAAACACUGUUAUAGAAGUACAAGUUAGCAGUGCUAUAUUUCUAGAAAGACUUAUAUUUAGCAGUGUGAAAGGGAGGGUUCAUGUAUGGUUUGUUGACAGACAGUGAACUUGUAAGUAAUUGAAAUGGAACACAAGUUAAAAUGAAAAGUAGGAUUUAAGGUACUCACAGUGGUUGGUACGGUCUUCUGGGUUGUAGUGCCAUGUAGUCUGACAGAAGUUUACCAAUGUUCCAGAAGUCACUGGUAAACUUCUACUAGACUACAUGGCACCACAAUCUAGAAGACAGUCAUCUUUAAGAUGGGAACUUCAUAUUCAUUUUAAUUUUUAUUAUUAUCUGUUCUUUGUGAUAUAUUUUUAAUGGCUUGUUUUAUGAAAAAGCUGGCAAUAUUAUGUACUGUACAUACUGCCUGAAACAAUUAUGUGUUAUAUAUAACUUUAUAUACACUUACACAUACAAGUGAUUAUGGUAUAUUAUGUAUAACAUAUAAAACAUUUUGAAAAAUA